Molecule: messenger RNA, 531 nt
Organism: Tinamus guttatus (white-throated tinamou)
Lineage: Eukaryota; Metazoa; Chordata; Aves; Tinamiformes; Tinamidae
Source: RefSeq, a predicted model, not a curated record
AUGGCUACAAGUGCCGUUCCCAGCGAGAACCUCCCCACCUACAAGCUAGUGGUGGUCGGAGAUGGCGGUGUGGGGAAGAGCGCUCUCACCAUUCAGUUUUUUCAGAAGAUUUUUGUGCCAGAUUAUGACCCGACUAUUGAAGAUUCCUACCUGAAACACACCGAAAUAGAUGGGCAAUGGGCAAUUCUUGAUGUUCUGGAUACUGCAGGCCAAGAGGAGUUCAGCGCAAUGCGGGAGCAGUACAUGAGGACAGGAGAUGGCUUCCUCAUAGUCUACUCUGUCACAGACAAGGCCAGCUUUGAGCAUGUGGACCGAUUCCACCAGCUGAUCCUGAGAGUCAAAGACAGAGAGUCCUUCCCAAUGAUUUUGGUGGCGAACAAAGUUGACUUAAUGCAUUUACGAAAAAUCACCAGAGAGCAGGGAAGAGAAAUGGCAACAAAACAUAAUAUUCCUUAUAUAGAAACUAGUGCCAAGGAUCCCCCUCUAAAUGUUGACAAGGCCUUCCACGAUCUCGUUAGAGUGAUCAGGUAA